Anolis carolinensis (green anole) is the source of this 4347-nucleotide messenger RNA. It is a transcript of the gene ppif, whose product is annotated as peptidylprolyl isomerase F. Gene Ontology annotation, molecular function: peptidyl-prolyl cis-trans isomerase activity. NCBI's taxonomy places the organism in Eukaryota, Metazoa, Chordata, Lepidosauria, Squamata, Anolidae. The record is from RefSeq and is a predicted model, not a curated record. Gene Ontology annotation, cellular component: mitochondrion. Bases 133 to 759 code for a protein of 208 amino acids. The transcript has 6 exons. Gene Ontology annotation, biological process: protein peptidyl-prolyl isomerization; regulation of mitochondrial membrane permeability involved in programmed necrotic cell death; protein folding.
GGGAGGGAGGGGGAGGAAGGCUUAUAAAGGAGACCCGAAGCGCGAGGCCGGCUUUCUAAGCGCGCCUGAGCCUGAGAGGAACGUAGGAGAGUUCGCAUCUUUCUGGGCUUCCCCUUUCCUCCGCCCGCCGCCAUGCUGGCCCUGCGCUCCGCCCGCAGACGCCUCCUCCUCCCGCUGCUCCUGGCGCAGGGGCCCCGCUCCGCCACCCGGGAUUGCAGCAACAGUAGCAGCCGCCGUGAGGACGAUGACGACGACGACAACAACCCGCUGGUCUUCCUGGACGUGGGCGCCGACAACCAGCCCCUGGGCCGCGUCGUCUUCAAGCUGAAAGCUGAUGUUGUGCCAAAAACAGCAGAAAAUUUUAGAGCUCUCUGCACUGGAGAAAAGGGUUUUGGAUACAAAGGAUCCACCUUCCAUAGAGUAAUACCUUCUUUCAUGUGUCAGGGUGGUGACUUUACUAAUCAUAAUGGCACUGGAGGCAAAUCUAUAUAUGGCAGCCGAUUUCCUGAUGAAAACUUCAUCCUUAAACAUACUGGACCAGGUGUUCUUUCAAUGGCUAAUGCUGGACCCAACACCAAUGGAUCUCAGUUCUUCAUUUGCACAGCCAAAACUGAUUGGCUGGAUGGAAAGCAUGUUGUAUUUGGUCAUGUGAAGGAAGGAAUGGAUGUUCUGAAAAAAAUCGAAAGCUUUGGCUCGAAGAGUGGAAAGCCUUCAAAGAAGAUAGUCAUUACUGAUUGUGGCCAACUGCCAGAAAUUUAGAUCUGCCAGUAUUUAUGGAGCAUCUGUGCUACAAAAGGGAAAUGAUAAGAAUUAUUACGAGCACAUUUCUCUCCUGGGUUUGGACUGGACUGAUAGGAAAACAAUCUUGGCUUGAGCCAUGAUCAGACAGAACAGCAAUAUUUUUAGGUAUUUUUUUAGUUCUGAAACAAUUGUACUUUUCUCAUGAAUGUUGCAAAUGUGAAGAUUCGCUAUUAUGCUUGAAAAUGGAAAAUGCAAGGACAACAAAGACUGUUAGCAAAGACUUGCUAGGAAACCUCAGAAAUUGUUCCAUGAGUCGGACUGAAUCUUAUGGAAAUAUGAACCCUGAGUGCUAAGAAGAUUAACUGGUGUUUUCCCACCUUAGUGACUCAAAGAGCAUCCUGCAACCUGUUUGGUACUUAACCUCCACUAUUUGAAAUGAAUGUAUUAACUGAUACUUAGUACUUGAAAAAUAUCUAGCCUGUAUAGACUGAUAUGUCAAGCAUAGCUCACUAAAUGAUUAAUUGUGUUGAUUUGAGAAUUUCGAGUCAACACAAUUCAGUCAAGGUAAUUGGAUGAACAAGUACUUCCUCCUCCUUCAGUGAAGUGUUUUCUUUCUGUUUGAAGUCUAACUGACAGCAUGCCUUUCAAUUGAGAUUGCUGUUGAGAUUGUUUUACAACCCCAAAGCCAUUAUUAUAUUGUAAAUAUUUGGUAAUUAGAGCAAUUGGAAAGUAGUAUUCUUUUUCCCCCUAGAAGAAAGAGGAACUAACUCUGCUCUGAGUUAUAUUAUUAUUAUUAUUAUUAAGUUUAUUUAUGCCCCCACUUUUUUCUCUUCACAAAGAGACUCAAAGCAGCUAGAAGACUCCAAGCAGUUUUAAAAUCUAGCAUGCAUAAGGACUCUUAAAACUAAUUUUGGCACAUGCCCAGUGCAAUACCGUAUUUCACCAAAGCUAAGGUACCCCCGUUUUUGAAGCUUCUGUUCUAGAAAAAAAGAGAUUUUAUUAGAAUAUAUUUUAAGAUUUCCUCUGCAUGCACAAUACCAUUUUUCCAGUGCAGCUUUGCAGUACCAAUCUUUCUUGUGAGGUGAGAAGGGAAAGUUAAGAAACCCAGAAGUCAUCUUGCCUGCAGGAGUCUAUUUUAUUAAGUCUAUGGGCCCAUUGGGGAGGCAAUGGAAGUCAGAAGUGGCACUUAACGAGAGAUAUUUGUAAACAGUCAUAUUGGCUGAGAACAAAACGGCGGGAGUUGGCCGUUUGUUGCUGGGGCCCUCUUGAGGGCAAGAGUUUUUAAAAGGUGAACGUAAGGCACCAUCAAAUCUUAUAUUCACCCAAUUUUUGAAGCCCCUUAAACAGGAAAAAGUGUGCCUUAGAUUAGAUUAAAUACAGUAGUUUCUUAAGCUAAUCUACACUCCAAAUAAGUAACUAUAUGUAGUGAUACUAAAAUUGAUUUCUUCUCUCCCUGUAGAUUGAAGCAGGGAAACAAUACAUUACAUCAAAACUUACAUAAGAACUAAUAUUGAGUUACUUUUGAGAAUUAAAACGAAAUAACUAAGGUUUUGACAGACUUAAGGAGCAGUGCAGGCACUUCAGCGUCGUCAUUUUUUAGUCCAGGGUUGGGCAACAUGUAGUGUGAUUUUCCCUACUUAGUUUAGCUAUAGUUACCUGCAGUUUCACAAAAAAGCAGCCUCACUUUUGAUCCCCUGAAAAACACAAUGAUUCUACUUUAAAGAAGUAAUUCCUUGCCGUUCCAGCUCUGAGUUUGUUUUUUUUCAGUGGUGUAGGGAGCAAUGUGCAGCAGACUCAACUUUGCCUACUUCCUGCUCACAAUUAUUUAUAUGAUCAGGGAAACUGAAAUUGGCUGAAGCGAACUGUAGCUGAAGAAAUAUUGAAUCAUAAAGGUUUCCUCAACAACUGAAGAUAGAUGGGAAUUGCAGUGCACCCAUGCAGGGCAUCAUUUUGAAGAAGGCUGACGAUAGCCUCUUGGAGAACUUAAUUGGCUUCCAUUCCCCAACCCUACCCCAUUCCACGGGACUAUCAUUAUGGCAGAAGGAAUGAUUAAUGGUUAAGCCAGUUUCUGUGGUAUGUAAUGUGUCUCAGGACAUGUGUAGCAAAUAAUUGGUAGCAAUCAUUACCUCAGGUAUGUAGGACUAAGCCUAUACUACUGGAAUUGUGAACAAGGGAGGAUGGCUCAACCACCUGAGUUUAUCUGUGUUAGUAAAGGUUGCUGAUGAUACACAACUUGGUGACCUGCAAUAGCCUUGGGGUUUUUUUUUUCUUUUUAAAAUAAGCUAGCAAUACCCAGGCUGUGUUUGCGGAGAUGGGGGAGCUGCCUGUGUUAGAUAGGUAUCUCUUAAAGGAUACACAGCACUUUGGCAAGCAAAAAAAAAAAAAAACCCACAGCAUAACUAUUUUUAGCAUUAUAUAAGCAGUAUUUAGAACAGAGAACAUUAAAAUGUGAAAACUUUCUGAGCCAGUGUGGUGUAUGGGAUAGACUGUUGGGCUGGAAUGUACAAAAACCAGGUUCUUGUCCCCACUGAGCCACAAAACUAAUGGUUAUUUUACGGAUCCUUCCCUUUGACUGAUGUAACUUAGAUGUUUACUGUGAUUAUGAAUAAAGUAGGGAGGAGAGAAAUAUUCAGGGAUAGUGAUGUUGCUGUGCAGCAAAACAUAACAAAAUUCACAAACGGCAAAGCAUAAAACAUAUCAUGUAAGCUUUUGAAGCUUCUCUGGCUUUUUCAUCAGGCAAAGAGUUUAAAAACCAUACAAGAAGAAACUGAUUAUGUUAAGAUUCAUUGACUUACUUUCUAUCAUGUUAGUUAUUGGCGAAUUUCAAAGCAGGCAGUGGCCAGUUCCCUCCUUGGCCUUGUAAAGAUUAGGGACAGACAGACAAUAACAUUUCAACUCCAUUAGCAACAGAAAAGUAACUUCUCUUGAGAGCUAAAUGUCCUAUCCUGUGUGAAGUGAACUGCUGCUUCCUUAGGCAGAGAAUACUGUAUUUCUUAGGGAGUUUUUUUACUGUUAUAUCUGGAAAUGUGUCAGGUGCUGCAUAGCUUUGCUAGCUGAGAAGGAAGGAUGUCUACUACCUUGAGGUUGGUGGGAGAAAUCUGGAAUAUAACAUAACAAAUAAUAUUGGCAUGUCGAAGGCUUUCAUAGCCAGAAUCACUGGGUUGUUAUGAGUUUUGCAGGCUAUAUGGCUAUGUUCCAGGAGCAUUCUCUCCUGAUGUUUCACCCACAUCUAUGGCAAGCAUCCUCAGAGGUUGUGAGGUAUACCUCACAAUCUCAGGAUGCCUGCCAUAAAUGUGGGCGAAACGUCAGGAGAGAAAGCUCCUGGAACAUAGCCAUACAGCCCAGAAAACUCAGAACAACCAAAUAUUGGUAUGUUUGAUUUCUCUAACAAGAAUACACUGUUGUUGCUUUAAAGUGCUAUUUUUGCAUUUUGCAUCCUCAUACAUAGAAAACAAAAACAAGAUGUGAUGCUACUUCAGUCCAUUGUUCUUGUAUUCUUUUAAGUAUUUUUCAGUUGUCAAUACUUUGAUUGAACUAACAAAUACUUUUGUUACAUGUUCCGUUUUUGUAUAUCUGAGAAGAUUAAAUGCCUUUUGUAAGAAAUAA